This is a messenger RNA of Cucurbita maxima (winter squash), 1161 nucleotides long. RefSeq names its product GATA transcription factor 1-like. The record is from RefSeq and is a predicted model, not a curated record. The transcript is spliced from 2 exons. Gene Ontology annotation, molecular function: zinc ion binding; sequence-specific DNA binding. Lineage: Eukaryota; Viridiplantae; Streptophyta; Magnoliopsida; Cucurbitales; Cucurbitaceae. Gene Ontology annotation, biological process: positive regulation of DNA-templated transcription. Gene Ontology annotation, cellular component: nucleus. Bases 127 to 960 code for a protein of 277 amino acids.
ACCACACCCAAAAACCCUCACGAAGACAUCGUGUUGACGAUAAUAAUAGACUCACAACAACACUCUUUCUCUCUCUAGAAAACGGGUUCUCUUUCUCUCUCUUUUAAAAACUCGCACAAAAAAAAAAUGGAGUCUUCUUUGGCUUUCAUGGAUGACCUUCUGGAUUUCUCUUCCGACAUCGGUGGGGAAGACGAGGAAGACGACGCCGUUCCACCCUUUUCCGUUAAGCCCAAGGCGGCGGCAGUGACUGACUCCUCGGAGUUCAACGCCGGUUUCCACCCGGAAGAUUCCUCCUCUUGCCGUGUUUUGCCUGAGGAUUACGCUGAGGAAGAACUCGAGUGGCUAUCAAACGAAGAUGUAUUUCCCGCCGUUGAGACGUUCGUCGAUAUUCUCUCCGACCACCACCACCCGCAGCCGCCGUCGUUAAUGAGCGUUUCCAAACAAAACAGUCCGGUUUCGGUUCUCGAAACCACUUCAAUCAGUAGCCACGGCGGAAAUAAACCGAGUGCCCAUGGUAGCAUUCUGAUGAGUUGCUGCGACGGCCUGAAAGUUCCCGGCAAGGCACGGAGCAAACGCCGUCGUGGCCGUCACAUUUCCGGCCACCAUCUCUGGUUCAAACAACAACCCAGUUCAAGAAAUGUGAAACAAAUACUACCCAUCACCAUCGCUACCGCUACCACCGCGGCGGCGGUGACGACGGCGAAGACACCGAUUGGGAGAAAAUGCCUACAUUGUGGAGCGGAAAAAACGCCGCAGUGGCGGGCUGGUCCAUAUGGGCCGAAAACGCUCUGUAAUGCUUGUGGAGUUAGAUACAAAUCAGGGCGGCUGGUGCCGGAAUACCGCCCGGCGAGUAGUCCGACGUUCUCGCCAGAGCUGCACUCGAAUUCUCACCGGAAAGUGAUGGAAAUGAGGAGACAGAAGCAGUUUGGUAUGGUGGUGAAUCCAAUGGAUAAAGGGUAAGUUUAAAUUUUGGGGAUUUCUCUUUUUGGUUGAGUUUAAUGAGCCAUUUGGUUCCGUUCUUCAUUAAUCUUCUUCUUUUUCUUAAUUUUAGCUUAGUUUUUAGGCAUUUGUUUGUUAUGUGGGAUAGAGAUUUAAAAUUAGUGGAAAAUUUCUCUGUUUGAUGCUGAAAAUUCAUUAUAGAGCUCUUUUAAUGCAUAGAAA